ACUGUUAACAAGAUUCGGCUUGCUUCUACGCUUGGUGUAAGUUAUAACAAAUAUCAAGUUGAAACUUGAAGCGUUCUUUCGUUUAUUUUUGUAUCUGCCAAUUGGUCGCAGUGUACUGAUUUUAUCUCGAAAGCUAGACAUAAACUAAUUAAAAUGCGCAAAAGGAAAUCGUUAAAAAAGGCAGACGAAGAAUCCGACGCCUCGGAAGGUGUUGCAGAGCCAGAAGAAUUUCAAGAUUCAGGUGAAGAUUGGACCCCUGAUGCCGAUUCGAAUGAACAACCAGCUCGCGGUGGCAGAAAACGAACAUCAAAAGCUGCCAUUAACAAUUCUAAAAAGAAACGUAAAAACUCAUCAUCAGAAGAAAGUGAGGGUGAAGGUGAAGAGGAUGAUGAGGCAGAGGAUGAAGAAGGAGAACUAGAAGACGAAGAGGGCUCGGAUGAUGAGAAAAAUGGCUCUGAUGGAAAUAAAUCUGACUCAAGUCAAUCUAAAGAUAUACCAAAGCAUUUCCAUUCUGGUAACUUUGUUUUACUAAAAUCCGAUGUUAAAUGGGAUGGUGAUACAGUGAUAUCUAAACUGGACGAACUCAACCUUUGGAAAAUUGAUGGAAAGGCAUUAUUGCAGAAAUUCAUUCCGAUGGAAUCUAACGGAAAGAUUCUACACAAAUGCACAUGUGUGUAUUCUGGUUGGAAUGUUGAUAACAGAGAUAAUUACUAUCCCAUCACAGAAAUAUUGAACAGAAAUCCCCAGACUGACUCUAAGGAAAUAUGUGUAGCGCUAGACCUCAAUGAUCUCAUCAUGGUGAGAGACAAGUAACUUGUCUAGUUUUUUACUUAAUUCAAUUAGAUAAGUCAAAACAUAUGUAUCAAAUGAGAAUCUUUCUUUGGCACUUCAUUCCAGUUUACUUUGUGUAAUUCAAUUUUUAAAUGGGGUAAUAAAUUGUUCAAUAAAAUUA
Messenger RNA from Danaus plexippus (monarch butterfly), 952 nucleotides. RefSeq lists its product as uncharacterized. Lineage: Eukaryota; Metazoa; Arthropoda; Insecta; Lepidoptera; Nymphalidae. The record is from RefSeq and is a predicted model, not a curated record. The transcript has 4 exons. The coding region runs from base 154 to 813 and encodes 219 amino acids.